Molecule: messenger RNA, 2526 nt
Organism: Penicillium atrosanguineum
Lineage: Eukaryota; Fungi; Ascomycota; Eurotiomycetes; Eurotiales; Aspergillaceae
Gene: tyr1
Exons: 9
Coding region: 1-2526 (841 amino acids)
Molecular function (GO): carbohydrate binding; oxidoreductase activity
Source: RefSeq, a predicted model, not a curated record
AUGAUGGUCCCUGAGCCUUCGUAUGAGUACUACCCCGUCAGGGCCCGUUUCCCAGAUAAGGAUUCGAAUUCUAACGAUGGAAUCAACCGACGAGUCUUCAUCCGUCAAAAUAUUGACGAGUGGAGCGCCAAGGGAUCUAAUAAAGGACAGGUCGAUCUUUUCAUCAUGGGCUUGGAUAAACUCCAGAGAUUAGAUCCCAAGGAGAGACUGUCCUAUUUCCAAAUUGCCGGUAAUGCUUUACUGUUUGUCCCACGUUCCUACACCGGGGUUAACAUGCACUUAGGUAUUCAUGGCCAACCCUUCGUGCGCUGGGAUGACCCAAGUACUGAAACCAUGAAGAACGGAUACUGUUUCCAUGCACAUAUCAUAUUUCCAAUUUGGCAUAGGCCUUAUGUUCUUCUCUUCGAGCAAGCCAUAUACGAUGUCAUGAUCAUGGAAGUUAUUCCUCAAUUUCCAGAGGACCAGCAAGCCGCUUGGCGGGAAAAGGCUGACGCGUGGCGUCUUCCUUUCUGGGAUUGGGCGACAAAUGGUCGGGUUCCUGAUCUUGCCAAGUAUCCAACCAUCACUGUCCCGAAGCCAGAGGGCGGAAGAAAGCGCAUUGACAAUCCUUUGUUCCAAUUCCGCAUGCCAACAGAUAAGCCCAUGCGGAGUGAGGGUGUUGGUAUCGAGAACACUUGGGCCAAUGACGCCGAUCAGGAAGAGUACAAAAACUUUGGCAAUGCAAUUGGUACUAGCAGAUGGCCAGACGAGGAAGAUCAAAAACCCACCAGCGAAGGUUGGCGUCACGGCGUGGUCAACAACCGCAAGGUUGCCGAUGCGUUCAAUUCCCACAUGGGGUACAAUGAUAAAAAUCAUGGUCCUGCUGCGGAGAUGGUUUACCGAUUGCUCACGGUGCCCAUGGAUUACACUACUUUUGCGAGCACAAAUCCCGCCUCAAAGGACCAAAGUGUGAAUGAAGACCUGAAUAUUGAAUACAUACACAACAACAUUCACGGAUGGACUGGCGCUGAGGGGCAUAUGGGAAACGUACCGGUUGCUUCAUUUGAUCCUCUAUUCUUCCUGCAUCAUUGUAAUAUCGAUCGCAUUUUUGCUAUAUGGCAAGCUUUGAACCCGGAAAAAUGGCUCAGCAAUAUCCCGACUGAUAACGCCACUAUUCGAGACUCUUUCGGCAAAGAGCAUGCAGUUGGCGACAAUACACCCCUGCAGCCCUUCCGGCUGGAUGCAGAAGGUAACUACUGGACCCCAGAUGGUGUGCGGCAUACUCCCAAUCUGGGGUACACAUACCCGGAAAUUCAAAGAUGGAAUGCCAAAUACUAUCAAAAUGAAUCCCUUGACCAGGAUUUGCUCGCGGGUGAUUUGAAUAUCGCGAUAAACAAGCUCUAUGGUGUCUCAAGAGAGUUGGCCUUGGAUCCGAAGGUUCCAACUCCCGAUGGGGUGGAGCAGAUUGAUGGUGGACUGCAAAUCACGGAUUUUGCAUUUAGUAUCCGGUUUUUGAAGUAUGCACUGGGAGGUCAGCCAUUCUGGGUUAAGCUGUACUUGGCACAAGAAGAUGGGGUUCAAGUCCCGGUGACGGAUUUAAUUGCGGAAGUAUACAAUUUCAGCCAGAGACCGGAGCUUGAUGGGGCGACCGUCUGUGGAAAUUGUAAGAACGGCCAGACAGUCCGUGUCAAAUCAACCGCCUAUAUCCCUAUUACGCCUGUGCUUUACAAGCUAUUACAUGAUGGUCGCAAGCUUAAGUCGUUAACCCGCGAGGAGGUCCUCAGCUAUCUACAGAAACGGGCCUACUGGAGAGUCAUUAAGAAUGGCAAAGAAUUGCCUCGCUAUGAAGUUGAGAAACUCGAUUUGGAGAUCAUUGGCAGCAGUAACGACACGAAGUACUUCGAGAACCCUGCACGGCCGCCAACCUUUGAUAACUUCAAAAAGGAGCCCACAAUCUCGGGUGGCGCAGAUGGAGCAUUGGACCCAGAGCUCAAACAGCCCAAGGUCCAGCCUCCAGCUCCACGACCGGCACGGCCACGAGCUAAUUUGCCACUGCACACUACCCUCACGUUCAAUCGGCAGCUCAAGCCUGAUAGCGUUAUCUUAUUGGAGUCAGCAACUGUCGACUUGGUCAGCCCUGGAGGAGGAGUUGACAUGACUCAAAUCUCCAUAGCCGAUGCUUCCAAAGAUACUAUCUUUCACAUAUCUAUCCGACGAGGGCAAGAUCAGAUCAUAUUCAACGCGAAGGUUGGGGGCUCAUGGGGCAAGGAAGAAUUGAUCAGCCUCGAACAUCGCUUCCGGGCGGAAGAAGGGGCAACGAUCAUGAUUCACGACCAGGGCACCGGAUUCGAAGUCUGGAUUGACUGGGUUCAUGCUAUUUGGUUUACUAAACGUGUUAAAGACAGCAUGCCAUAUGCUAUUUCUUAUGGUUUGGGCAAUGACGAAGGAACCUCGGUGCUAUCAGAGGAGUUGGAAGUGCGCACUUAUCCAUCGAUGAAGGCUCUCUUCCUACAGAAGCACGAAAAUGAAGAGCACAAAUCCCUCUGA